UUCACUACUGUUUUGUUUAGGCGUUGGUCGGAGAAGAGAAUCGAUUCGAUCAAUAAAGCAAUAGAGACAGAGAAGGAAGAAGAACAAAGCAUCUCUCUUUUUGUUUUCUCCGAAGUCACUGAGAGAGAGAGAGAGAGAGAGAGAAGAAGAAAAGUUUGAGUUCCGAUGAGUUCUGGAGGAGGAGGAAUCGUGGCGGGACCAACAGCAGCAUCAGCAGCUCCUGCAAGCGGCGGUGGAAACGUGGAGUGGCACGUCAGACCACCCAACCCUAAAAACCCUGUCGUCUUCUUCGACGUCUCUAUUGGUGGUAUCCCCGCUGGUCGUAUCAAGAUGGAGCUUUUCGCCGACAUUGCUCCCAAAACUGCUGAAAACUUCAGGCAGUUCUGUACUGGUGAACUCAGAAAGGCUGGGAAGCCACUUGGUUACAAAGAAUGUCAGUUUCACAGAGUCAUCAAGGAUUUUAUGAUUCAAAGUGGUGAUUUUCUUAAGAAUGAUGGUAGUGGAUGCAUGUCAAUCUAUGGCCACCAGUUCGCUGAUGAGAAUUUUACUGCCAAACAUACUGGACCUGGAUUGCUCUCCAUGGCAAAUAGUGGGCCAGACACUAAUGGUUGCCAGUUCUUCAUCAGCUGUGCAAAAUGCGAGUGGCUUGACAACAAGCAUGUUGUCUUUGGGAGAGUGCUGGGAGAUGGGUUAUUGGUGGUGCGGAAGAUUGAGAACGUGGCUGUUGGACCAAACAACCGUCCUAAGCUUGCUGUUGUUAUUACAGAGUGUGGGGAGAUGUGAGAAAUGCUUUUAGCCAUGAGAUGACUUGAAGAACAUUGUCUUCUGAAGGAGGAAUGUAGUGGUGAGGCCAAAGCUUUAAUUUAUAGUUGUAAACGUUACGCAUAUGUGACUUAAGCUUUAAACAUUUUGUCAUUUAGUUUUCUUUUUCUUUCACUUUGGUUGGUUGGUCAACAUUUCCGAAAGCAAAAGCCACUUGUAAACUUUGGUUUUGGAGAUCAUUAACUUGUGAGUGAAAAUGAGACCCUUUUCAUA
Molecule: messenger RNA, 1035 nt
Organism: Raphanus sativus (radish)
Lineage: Eukaryota; Viridiplantae; Streptophyta; Magnoliopsida; Brassicales; Brassicaceae
Product: peptidyl-prolyl cis-trans isomerase CYP22
Exons: 7
Coding region: 166-783 (205 amino acids)
Biological process (GO): protein peptidyl-prolyl isomerization
Cellular component (GO): intracellular membrane-bounded organelle
Molecular function (GO): peptidyl-prolyl cis-trans isomerase activity
Source: RefSeq, a predicted model, not a curated record